Molecule: messenger RNA, 2652 nt
Organism: Arabidopsis thaliana (thale cress)
Lineage: Eukaryota; Viridiplantae; Streptophyta; Magnoliopsida; Brassicales; Brassicaceae
Product: Ran-binding protein in the microtubule-organising centre protein
Exons: 10
Coding region: 54-1829 (591 amino acids)
Source: RefSeq, marked reviewed
CGCCAGUAAAAAAUGCGCUAGCUUAUAUUAUUACCGUGACUCGAUCUUUCAAAAUGCCACGUGGCAUUUAUUAUGUGGAUUUGGAUUUUCUAACUUGUUCUCCUCACGAAACAAAAUUCACCCACACAAGACAAAGCGAUCGUCGAUCCCACCCACAAUCUAAGAUCGCCGGCCGAUUCUCGUCGCCGACAAAAGAAGAACCGAGGAAGAGGAAAGCAACUAUGGAUUCCACACCUGUAAAUUGGGAAGCGCUUGAUGCUCUCAUCAUCGAUUUCGUUAGCUCUGAAAACCUGGUUGAAGACGCCGCCGCCGCCGUCAAUUCACCUCCAUCUCCAUUAUCGUCUCCUUCUUCUUCUUCAUCUCCUUCUAUUUCCUCUUCUUCUUAUCACUCCAGAUUGAUCAUUCGCCGGAUCCGAAGCUCGAUUGAAUCCGGUGACAUUGAAACCGCCAUCGAUAUUCUUCGCUCCCACGCUCCUUUCGUCCUCGAUGAUCAUCGGAUUCUAUUUCGCCUCCAGAAACAGAAAUUUAUUGAGCUUUUGAGAAAAGGAACACAUGAAGCUGCAAUUGAUUGCUUGAGGACUUGUGUUGCUCCCUGUGCUCUUGAUGCCUACCCGGAAGCUUAUGAGGAAUUCAAGCAUGUUCUUCUUGCACUCAUCUAUGAUAAAGAUGACCAAACCUCUCCAGUAGCAAACGAGUGGGCAGAGAAAAGAAGGUAUGAAAUGGCUGGACUGAUGUCAUCUGUCUUACGAGCUUCUUUGCAAGCAUAUGAUCCAGUAUUUUCUAUGACACUAAGAUAUCUGAUAAGCAUACACAAAGGAUUUUGCUUUCACCAAGGAAUUUCUUCCGCAGUUUCUGAUCUAACCCACAGAUUGCUCCUGGAGGAACGUGAUGCACCAGCCACGCCUAUUGAAAGCAUGUAUGAAGUACCACCGUUUGAUGAGGUGGAUAUACAGGCUCUUGCUCAUGCGGUUGAGCUCACUAGACAAGGUGCUGUUGAUAGUAUGAAAUUUGCCAAAGGUGACCUUUUCCAGGCAUUCCAGAAUGAAUUGUGCAGGAUGCGAUUAGAUGUUUCUGUUCUUGAUGAACUUGUUAAGGAGUACUGCAUAUACAGGGGUAUUGUGGAUUCAGAGAUGCAAAUGAUCACGAUUCCUGCCAAACGCAACCAAUCGGAGGUGGGCCGCAGCUUAUCAAGAGAUUGUUCUUCGGAAAUAGAUCUCAACACAAGUCAACAUUCAGAUAUUGAGAAUUAUAGCAACAAGAGCAUGCUCGAUGGCUCACUCACAUAUGACACUGAAAUGUCUUGCGAAGAAGGAGGUGACGUUGGCACACGUUAUGGCAGUGAACCAACCAGUGUUUGUGAAGAUUGCAGCACUAGCUGGUCAAAUCAAUGUGAAAAUACAAGAGCUCUUCUUAGAAUUAGAUCCCAUAUGAAUAGUGAGGGGAAUAAACGCAAAAGAUGGUGUGGGCGUACUGCUGAAAUGGAUUGUCUUCCUCGUAUUUCAUUUGCCAAUUCCGAGUCAGGCACAAACCCUAUAGAGGACAAGUAUGAGAUAGCGUUGGCACUGAAGGAAUUGGUUAGCAGAGGAAUGGCAGCAGAAGCAUUUUCCGAAAUCAGCACCAUGGAUCCAGAUUUUUUCACACAAAAUCCGGGUUUACUUUUCCACCUUAAGCAGGUAAUGGUGCAAGAACAACUUAAAGCUCUCGGUAUAUUCCCCCCAAGAGAUAUUGUUUGUAACUUCUUCGUUUUGCACAGUAACGGAGGAACUUGUUUAUAUAUAUAUAUAUAUAAAUGUACAGGUCGAAUUUCUGAAGCUGGUGAGUGCUGGUGAUCACAAUGGAGCCCUAAAGGUCGCAUGCUUUCACUUAGGUCCCUUAGCCGCCAAUGACCAGUCUUUACUGAAGACAUUGAAGGAGACUUUGUUAGUUUUACUCCAACCCGACGGAACCGCACCUGGGAAAGAUUUGCCUUUGAAUGAUCUGGCAAAUACGCUACAGGUUUCUGUCGGUAAUAGGCUCGGGAUCGAAGAACCGAAGUUAAUGAAAAUAAUCAAAGCGACGCUUCACACGCAUACCGAGUGGUUUAAGCUUCAGAUGUGUAAAGACCGGUUCAAUAAUCUCCUGAAGAUAGAUUCUUUGAAAGAAGUGAACACCGAUUUGAUUGGUGCUAUUAAAUCAAAAUCAAAGAAAGAUAGCAACACAAACUUGUCUUCUCAAGUCACGACGACGUCUUCAAGCACCAUGACAUCAGAAGAUGGUGGAAGCAGCAGCUUGAUGAUGAUGACUCAGACUUUGCCAAGAGAAGCUUUGUGGGAAGAAAGUGCAAUUCUUAAAGUAAUGGAAUUUCUGGCGAUGCCGAGGUCUGAUGCAAUUCAACUGCUAUCACAAUACAAUGGAGACGCUGAGGCUGUGAUUCAGCAACUCUUUGGGUAAACCCAAACCAGACUAGACCGCGUAGAACUGAACUGAGGCCGGUUUAUUUUAAUUUGGAUGAGUUAUUAUUGGUUUAUUCAUUUCUGUAUUUGUACAUUAACUUUACACAGACACACUUGAGUAAAAGAAAAUAAAUAGUUUUAUCAAUAAAAAAGUGGUUGCAUAGAGAGGAAAAAGGACGUCGAUAGUAUGGGCCUUAAUCAAAAGCCCAAUAAUUAUUUU